AUGUCCGUGGUUACAGGACACAAACGACAUGCAGUCGUAGCUGGCAUGAUUGUUCGGGUGUUGUGUGGCUCUAUGCUCCACCUUUCAUGCUUCUUGUACUCUCUACUUGCUCUCCUCUCGCUCUACUCUUGCCCUUGCAUGCAGGCAUGUCGCAACACGCGUCUCUGGCUGCAAGACACGUACGACGUGCAAUCGGAGAUGGCAGCGCUGAUAGGAUGCUGCAUGUGUGUGGCGUUCUGUGAUACUCUCUAUGCUUGGAUGUGUGCAGGCAUACGGCAACACGCUCCCCUGGCUGAAGGACACGAGGCUGAGACCCUUGGAGCUUUUCUCUCCGACGUGUUCUGGGCUUGCAUUGCCAACGAGGCACACUCCCAAGCAGAGGACUACCUUUCAGAAUUCUUUGACCAUCCAAUCCGACGUCUAACUUACUGCCAGCUCAGCAUGGCUCACUGGAAGCGAUCGGCUCUCUGCCUCCUCCUCGUCCUCGCGCUCUGCACGAGCGGUGCUCUCGCCGCGAAGAAGAGACGGUCCAAAUCGUCGAGCGCCGCCAUUAAGAUGCCGAGCAUCGACAAGCUGCAGUUCGAAAUGGACGAGGCGAACAAGCGAGUGGCGGAGGCCGCUGGCGAAAUGGACGAGGCGGAGAAACUCGUUGACGAAGCCAUGUAUGCGAAGAGAGAGGCGGACCUGGAGUUUCCCGGAAUGGCGACUGAAAACAAGUAUGUCGGGAUCACUCGGAGGCGGCAUUCCGAAUGGAUGGUGAGAAAACACCAUGGAGGCAAAUACAUUUACGUUGGGAGCAGGAGCACCCCGGAGGAGGCGGCCAGGCUUUACGAUAGGGCGGCAUACAAGCUGAAGGGCCGUGAAGCUCAGUUGAACUUUGGCCUCUCGGAUGAGCAAAAGUCAGAGCUCGACGCCAUGUCAGAGCUUCAGUUCAAGGACUCAAUAGAAAGAGAGAAUUUACUGCUCAAGAUGGGUCGUGGGACAUCAAGGUUCAGAGGUGUGAACUGGGACUCGUCGAAACGGAAAUGGGUAGCAAAACUUGGAGGAAAAGGAACACAAAUUUUCCUUGGCCAUUUUUCCACGGAAGUGGCGGCGGCUCGUGCGUAUGAUGAGGCUAUAAUCGAGAGAGAUGGCCCACAUGCAUUGACUAACGCUUCUAUCUUUGGCGAGUUGAGCAGCGUGGCUCCCCAUAGUGGUGGGAGUGGCGGCGCUCAGGUGGCGCAUGUCAGGGGCAGGCGUGCGGCUAGAGUGCCAGGUGGCAGCGAAGGCGCGGGUGUGAGGAGGAAGGCGCGUGGUGGCCGGGACAGUGCAGCAAGACGUUGCAGAGGAGGCAAACAUCACUAUCUUGGGAGCAGGAGCACUCGGGAGGAGGCUGCCAAGCUCUACGAUAGAGCGGCAUACAAGGUGAAGGGGCCUAAAGCUCAGCUCAACUUUGGCCUCUCGGAUGAGCAGAAGGCAGAGCUUGAUGGCAUGUCAUUUCGUGAGCUCAUACAGUCAAUGAAAAGGGAGAAUUUUCUGUACAGAAUGGGUCGCGGAACGUCGCGGUUCAUAGGUGUGAACUGGGACAAGUCACAACGGAAAUGGGUAGCAAAAUUCGGGAAGGAAAGGCAUCACCUUGGCGUUUUUGCCACAGAAGAAGCAGCGGCUCGUGCAUAUGACGCGGCCCUAAUCGAGAGGGAUGGCCCACAUGCAUUGACUAACGCUUCUAUCUUUGGCGAGUUGAGUAGUGUGGUUCCCCACAGUGGUGGGAGUGGCGGCGCUCAGUGCUUGAAGGGGACGACGAGGAGGAAAUGGACGAGGAAGACGAAUACCGAGAGGACGAAGAGGAGGAGGAGGAGGAGGAGGAGGAGGAGGAGGAGGAGGAGGAGGAGGAGGAGGAGGAGGAGGAGGAGGAGGAGGAGGAGGAGGGAGGAGGAGGAGGAGGAGGAGGAGGAGGAGGGGGAGGUGGUGGUGGUGGAGGAGGAGGAGGAGGAUAGGGAGGUGGUGGUGGUGGAGGAGGAGGAGGAGGAAGAUGAUGAGGUGGUGGUGGUGGUGGAGGAGGAGGAGGAAGUGGAGGAAGAGGAGGUGGUGUUGGUGGAGGAAGAAGAAGAAAAGGAGGGAGGAGUAGAGGAGGCAGGAGCGAAUCAGCCCAACACAGCGCGAACCAACAAGGCCAAGGCAGAUAAACGUUGCGGCAAGAAGCGCAGUGGCAAGAAAGCCCCAAUCUCCUCCUUCCUUUUGCCGGCACUUGGCGCCUUCAACGACUGGGGCAAACAGCAGCGGGCAGCAGCGCGCAGAGAGAAGGCAGUGCCAGCAGCAGUGCAGCAUGUCGUGUACGAGGUGGGGCUCAUGAUGGUCCAGGGCCUCAUGACGCCUCUCAGUCUGCUCAAGGAACAGCUGCUGGCUAACCGAGACUUGAGCCGGUGCUUGAGUCAGGGCUUGAGUCAGGGGUUGAACCAGGACUCGAACCUGGGACUCUUGCGACGUCUCAAUAAAACUCAUGAUAACCGGGGCUUGAGCCGGGGCUUGAGUCAGGGCCUGAGACAGGGUUUGAUCCAGGACAUGAGCCGGGGGUUGAGCCGGGCGGACGUUGAGGCCUGCGUUGGGGAAAUUGGGUGGAAGCGGAAGGGCAGAAGGGGUCGUGCUGGUGGGGGAGGUGAACACGGAGGGAUGGGCGUGGGAGGGGGUGGUAGGGCUGUGGAGGCUGGCGGUGGAGUGGGGGGUGGUGAUGUGGAUGCAGCAGGGGAGAAGAGUGCAGGCAAGAGCAAGAGUGCUGGCAAGCACAAGUCGGAAAACAUGGGUAGUGUGGUGCGGGGAGAGAGAGAGGAGCGGUUCGAAGAGGCUCCGGGGCGGGAGGAGGGAGGUGCUGCUUCGCCUCCUGGGCUUUGA
This is a messenger RNA of Closterium sp. Yama58-4, 2868 nucleotides long. The record is from the annotation of a GenBank genome assembly. Lineage: Eukaryota; Viridiplantae; Streptophyta; Zygnematophyceae; Desmidiales; Closteriaceae.